Meira miltonrushii is the source of this 1611-nucleotide messenger RNA. RefSeq lists its product as uncharacterized. The record is from RefSeq and is a predicted model, not a curated record. Lineage: Eukaryota; Fungi; Basidiomycota; Exobasidiomycetes; Exobasidiales; Brachybasidiaceae. The annotation marks the transcript as partial. The transcript is spliced from 2 exons.
UCUUCUUCACACAUGUCUCCAGCUGCGAUGGGAAUUGGGAGCGCAAUGCGUGAGCGGGAGCAUAGUAGAAGAAAGAAGGACAAACAUUCUCUAGCAUUACGAAGUAUACGUGAAUUCUUGAGAGGUAGAAGUUGCUAUGAUUGCCUACCUGUCAGUUUCCGACUCGUGGUUCUGGAUACAAAGUUGGUCGUCAAACCUGCUUUGGACAUCAUGUGGCAAGCUGGUAUUGUCUCGGCACCUCUUUGGCAAUCGUCAACAGAGCCUAGUGCAUCGGAAAAAGCUGAAUCUGUUGCGCCUUCACAGAGCGAAUCGAUAGAGCCCGGAAGUGCAAUCUCUCCAGGUUCACAGAUCCCUAGUGAAAGUAUGACAUCUUCUAGAUCCGCUGCCUCGCCUUCUCCUUUUUCAUUCAAAAAGGAAUCUUCCUCAAAUCCAUCUAUGCACAAAACAGGCUUUGCUGGAAUGUUUACCGUCAAUGAUAUUAUCCAUCUUAUUCAGUACUAUUAUCAAAAUUCAAGCUACGACAAUGCCUCCCAAGACGUUGAGCGGUUUCGAUUGGAAAUGUUACGAGAGAUUGAACAAUCAUUGGAUGUUCCACCACCUCCGCUAUUAUCAAUUGACCCUAUGCGAUCCAUCUUUGAUGCAUGUCAACUAUUGAUGAAAACACAUGCAAGGCGCCUGCCGUUACUCGAUCACGAUGAACAAACGGAAAUGGAUGUAGUGGUAAGCGUGUUGACACAAUAUCGUGUGCUCAAAUUUAUUGCAAUGAAUUGUCGCGAAACGGCAGGAUUGAAGAGAAGUAUCAAGUCUCUAGGAAUAGGAACGUACAUUGCAUCUUUGCGGACAGGGAUGACUCGCUCAAUGACAAUGUCUUCGGCCGUUUUGUCAUCUCGUAGGAGUAGCAAUGCAGCCACUAGUAUAUUAUCGCCCGGACCCACAUCAGAAGCGGGUAUGUCGGAUUUUCAAAAAUCUCAAGAACCAAGUCCAGCUCCAGUCGAUUCUGCAUCGAGAAGAAGCAGUCAUUCAGAGGCGCUUGAACCAUUGGCAACGGCCACUUUAGACACGACCGUGUUUGAUGUCGUACAUGUCUUUAGCGAGAAGGGGAUCAGUGGAAUACCCAUUCUAGACGAAGACGGGUAUGUGGUGGACUUGUACGAAACGGUGGAUGUGAUUGAUUUGGUACGAACAAAUGCAUAUCAAUCACUCGAUUUGACCAUUCGUCAGGCACUCAGUCGAAGAUCGAAAGAAUUUCCAGGUGUCAUUACAUGCUCUCCUGAUGAUUCGUUGGCAACAAUCUUUGCUUUAUUGAGAACGAGAAGGGUUCACAGAGUAUUAAUUCUCGAACCUGAAGUGGAUACGACUGCUAUUCAAUCAGGCCCUUCUGGUGCGAUUGCGAUCGAGAACGAGAAAUCAAUUCAUGCUGCAAUCGCAAGUGAUGUUGGAGCAGUUGGCGAUAUCCAACAAGAUCCAGACGCACGCCAAUCGACAACAACCCCGAAAGACGAUAAAAAGAAUGAAGAAAACAAUGCCAUCUUCAACGAUAUGCCACGCAGAAAUCGUGGUAAGCUGGUAGGCAUUCUUUGUCUGAGUGAUAUCAUGCGAUAUAUCAUUGGA